AUGGAGGGACACACUGACGACAAAAUCAAUGAAUUUGACGAGCAGGAUCGCUGCUUGCACGAUGCCCAGCACGGGUUCCGUGGGAAACGAUCCUGUCAAACCCAAUUCAUUGAUACUAUGGAGUUUUAUACGAGUGUUGCGGACAGAGAGUUGCAACUGGACGUAGCCUUGCUGGACUAUUCCAGGGCCUUUGAUAGCGUUCAUCACUCUCUGCUGAUAGAGAAGUUGGCCAACCUGGUUCCUCAAGUACCCAGUUCAAAUCGAACACAACCGAAGGCUGCAACCAACCGCUGCUUUUCAUGUAGUGAAUACCAUCUUCGUUUGACUUGUCGAUUCCGUAAUGCCACUUGCCAUGCAUGCGGUGAGUUGGGCCAUAUCCGCAAGACUGUAAUCAAAGGACUCGACGGUGUGCUUGCAUAUCAAGAUGACGUCCUCAUUUUCGGCAUUAAUAAGAAAGAACACGAUGCCCGUCUGACGCAGCUACUGGAACGAGUUGCCGCGAGAAACGUGGCUAUCAAGCCGUCCAAGUGUGUGUUUGGAACACGUUUCAAACCAUUGACUAACAUCGAACUUCCAAAGGAUCAAACGCAUUUGAGAUCCGUGAUGGGAUGCCUACAGUACUAUUCCCGAUUUAUCCCGAACUUUGCUACAAGGGCGCAGCCGCUUUUCCGUGCUCAGUGUUCUGACGCUUGGGAUUGGUCGGUGGAGUGUGAAGAUAUCUUACGUGGUUUAAUUCACUGCGUUACUGAUCGUCUUGUUCUGGCCCCGUUUUCACCUUCAAAACCGACUACAUCCACCACUGAUGCGUCCGACGUCAGAAUCGGUGCUGAAUUAGAACAAAUUGGUUACCCAGCGAUCUGCAUUUCACGUCUACUCAAUGCGGCAGAAAAGGGAUACUCACAGACUCAAAAAGAAGCGUUAGCUGUAUUUCGGGCUGUUCGACGAUUGCACAAGUACCUUUUCGGAUUGCGGUUUACUAUCAUCACUGAUCACCAAGCGCUACAGUUCUUGUUCAACCCAAACAUAUCCAUCGCAAUGUCCACUGCUGCUAUGCUACAGAGGUGGAGUAUCGCUCUAGCCGCAUAUAACUACGACAUCCAACAUCGUCCAGGAAAGACAAUCCCGCAGGCUGAUUUCCUCUCUCGCUACUCACAAUUUUCUGAGGCCGAACAGUGUCAGUUCAUCUCNAAACCUUAA
This is a messenger RNA of Echinostoma caproni, 1197 nucleotides long. NCBI's taxonomy places the organism in Eukaryota, Metazoa, Platyhelminthes, Trematoda, Plagiorchiida, Echinostomatidae. The record is from the annotation of a GenBank genome assembly.